AAGUUCAUGGCCAGCUUCCCCAGGUGCGUUUUCGCCGCGAUCCACUGCCAGCGAUGUGGUCCAGCUCCCCACGCACUCGUGGCCGAGGUCGGUGUGCAACAAUACGGUCAGAAGGGUGGCAUGACUGUACCUUGCUGUUACUUUGCUCGCUGGCUAGAAAUUUUUUUUAAAUACCGCAGCGGAUCCACGUAUGAGGCUGGUGGGAAAAAAAGAAAUUUCGGGGCUACAGGUUUUGGUUCUGGAGCUUCUUCUGGCUUGAUAUAACUGCUGAUACGGUCUCUUAAAAACAGUGUCCUACCGAAUCCUCCCCGCCCGUUUCACCUCACACCACCAUCAGGACUGGCUGAAAAGCAGCCGAACACAGCAUUCUUUCGUAUCUCCACAAUUUCAGAUACGCACCAUGUCUUCCACGUCAAGUCUUAAGAGCCUGAGCAUAGACAACGUCAAUCCACGCAUCAAGGAGGCAAAGUAUGCCGUCAGAGGCUUGUUGGCAAUCAAGUCGGAGGAGUACAGAGCGCAGCUGAAGAGGGGUGAGGGCAAGAAUCUGCCCUUCGAUACUGUCAUUAGCGCCAACAUUGGCAACCCUCAACAGCUGGACCAAAAGCCGAUCACAUUCUUCAGACAGGUCGCCAGCUUGGUGGAGAACCCACAGUUGUUGGAGCAUGAAGAUGUACUCACCAAUUCUUUGGGAUACAAGAGCGAUGCAAUCAAUAGAGCCCGGUGGCUUCUUUCUGAGGUUCACAGUGUAGGGGCUUAUUCACAGUCCAUGGGAGCGCCAGGAAUACGCCAGUCCGUGGCCAAUUUCAUCGAGAGACGAGACGGCUUCCCAGCCGACCCGAGUCUGAUCUACCUUUCUGCAGGUGCAUCCGCUGGUGUGAAUGCUAUUCUAUCUCUGAUAUGCGCGACGCCAAAGACGGGCGUCCUUGUUCCAAUCCCGCAAUAUCCCCUGUACACCGCGACGCUCGCCGUCCUCGGCUCGACGUGUGUCCCAUACUACCUUGAUGAGGAGAAAGCGUGGGGGACGAACAUGGAAUCCAUCAAGACUUCGUACCUGAAUGCAAAGCAGGUCGGCAUUGACACACGCGCCAUCGCCAUCAUAAACCCGGGCAACCCAACAGGUUCGAGUCUAAAGCCAGAGGAGGUGAAAGAGGUCAUCAAGUUCGCGGCCGAGGAGAAGCUAGUCGUUAUUGCAGAUGAAGUGUACCAGACAAACGUCUUCAUUGGUGAAUUCUACUCGUUUAAGAAGGGUCUGAGGGAGCUUCAAAAGGAAGAGCCUGGCAAGUAUGACAACGUUGAACUUGUCAGCAUGCAUUCCGUGUCCAAGGGCAUGGUCGGUGAGUGCGGACAUCGUGGCGGCUACUACGAGCUUGUGGGGUUUGACCCCAAGGUUAUCGACGAGCUGUACAAAUUCGUCUCCAUUCAGUUGUGCCCUCCAGUGAUUGGCCAGUGCAUCGUGGAAUGCAUGGUUAACCCUCCGGUCGAGGGGGAUCCUAGCUACGAGCUGUACAAGAAAGAAUACGACGGCGUGUACAACGGUCUGCGCGAACGUGCCAAUGCUCUGUACAAGGCGUUCGAAGAGAUGGAGGGUGUGCAUUGCCAACCACCAUCGGGUUCUAUGUAUCUCUUCCCAACCAUUACUUUGCCACAGAAGGCGAUAGAGGCUGCAAAGGAAGCCGGCUACGCGCCAGAUGAGUUCUACUGCCUCAAACUCCUCGAUGCCACUGGCGUCUGUGUGGUUCCGGGCUCGGGCUUUGGUCAGAAGGAGGGCACCCUCCAUUUCCGGACGACGUUCUUGGCACCAGGUACGGAGUGGACUGGCAGGAUCGUCAAGUUUCACAAGGAAUUCAUGGAUCAGUAUCGUUAAAAGAACGGGCGUCCCGGUUGGGACACAUGUUUACUCCACCAUUGCGGGGAUAGCGACGGUUCGAGAUGAGUUCACUGCCCCAUUUGUACAUAGUAGACCGAUGCAAACGGCCCAGCGAGGGCACAUCAUUGGAUAGAUUUACAACAAUCGGACAAACUCACGACUCAUCCAUCUCAAUAUUACACAGUCUGGCAUUCACGGGAAGCGAGCGUCAGAGCCGGUGCUUUGCCUUCCUUCGCCUCGCAUCCGCAUGGUGUCUUAUAAGGCUCCUUCGUCUCCCGCCUAUUCUCAGACAUCGAGAAAUUAUCACGUGCUUCCAUCAGAGGUUUUCCUUUUAGCAUAGCUCUUGCAGCGUCGCCAUCUCCUCUUCACAUAAAUUGCAAACAUGCUAGCCUC
Verruconis gallopava is the source of this 2260-nucleotide messenger RNA. RefSeq lists its product as uncharacterized. Gene Ontology annotation, molecular function: pyridoxal phosphate binding; L-alanine:2-oxoglutarate transaminase activity. The record is from RefSeq and is a predicted model, not a curated record. The transcript is spliced from 3 exons. Gene Ontology annotation, biological process: biosynthetic process. The coding region runs from base 401 to 1864 and encodes 487 amino acids. NCBI's taxonomy places the organism in Eukaryota, Fungi, Ascomycota, Dothideomycetes, Venturiales, Sympoventuriaceae.